AAAGCAAAGUUACGCGUUUCAUUCUGCUUCCACAUUCAUUCAGGAAGGAGAGCUGGGCAAACAAGGAGCAUGAAGGCUUUAUCGUCACCUGGGUCUCUGGAACACAAAACCCAGAGGAAGGUGUCCAAACCCCUGAUGGAGAAACGCAGACGGGAGCGCAUCAACAACAGCCUGGAAACUUUGCGGCUUCUGAUGCUGGAAAACACGCAAAAUGAGAAACUAAGGAAUCCAAAGGUAGAGAAGGCCGAGAUCCUGGAGAGUGUUGUUGAAUUCUUGAAAAAGGAGAAGUCGGAGAAGGAUCACCAGACCAUGAGGAAGAUGGUUCCUGAGGAACCGAGACCCACCUGUACCUGUAGCUACCAUGAUGGCAUGAGAUCCUGUCUGUUCAGGGUCAGCCAGUUUAUAGCCUCAAAGAGUCAGGAGUUGGAGGAGACCAACGCUCUCCAAGCCUCCUUGAAGCUUUCAGAGUCUCAGGCGCUGGUUUCCUCCCCAGUACCGCUCCACACGUUUCCAGUGGUUGCUCCUGCUGAUGUCCCGGCUGUUCUGUCUCCUCAACAUCUCCUCUUACAGCAGCCUGAAACCAGGCAGAUGUUCUCCUUCUCCUCCUCCACAACACAUUUUGCUGAUCCUGUAUGGAGACCUUGGCCUAAAUAAUGCACACAUAUUUUUUUUUUUAUAGAUGAUUUUAUACCAUAUUGGCUGCUAUAAACCAACACAUUGCAUAAUGUUUAUUUCUAUUCGUACAACAUGGAAAUUUUUGCGCAGAUAAUGUUAAUGUUUUAAAAUUUUGUUUCAUGUAUUUCCUGUUUUAAUUUUUCCUACAUGAACCCUGCAUGAAAAGAUGUUUUUUAUGUUCUUUUUGGGGUUUUUUUGCACCCUGCAAUUUUAAUGCGUCCUCUUGUUGAGGACCAUGCAUUAAGUGUCUUCCUUUGCUUUGUUUACCACCAUGGGUGGUGGUGUGAUUGUGCUUUGCUCGUCACAGACAUUGUGAGAGUGCUUUCAUGAUUGUCCUCAGUUCAGCACAAUAACCUGGUGUGGCCAAAGUGGCCUCUUGACUCCUUGAGUGGCUUUGCCUUGAAGGUUCCUGCAGCUUCACUUGUGAGAAGAGGAGAACCAUCUACAGGAACAUUAACACAUACUCUAUCCUGAUUGGAGAGCAGUUAUGAUGCCUAUUGAAAUGUUGAUAGGAGACCUGUUGUCUCUACAUGGUGUUUGGGGGACUUUUUGACAUGUAAAGUAGGAGAAGAUUGUGGUCAUUCACACAUGUUGAGAAUCCAGACCGGUUCAGCAGCAUCUAAUCCACAACUUGGUAUAAACACUGCAAUGUUUGAGAUCAUUUCUGUAUAAGGCCUCAUGCUUCUAGUCAAAUAAAACAUAUUUUGGCAUGCAAA
This is a messenger RNA of Girardinichthys multiradiatus, 1391 nucleotides long. RefSeq names its product hairy-related 5 (gene her5). Gene Ontology annotation, molecular function: RNA polymerase II cis-regulatory region sequence-specific DNA binding; protein dimerization activity; DNA-binding transcription factor activity, RNA polymerase II-specific. Gene Ontology annotation, biological process: regulation of neurogenesis; anterior/posterior pattern specification; regulation of transcription by RNA polymerase II. Gene Ontology annotation, cellular component: nucleus. Lineage: Eukaryota; Metazoa; Chordata; Actinopteri; Cyprinodontiformes; Goodeidae. The record is from RefSeq and is a predicted model, not a curated record. The coding region runs from base 70 to 654 and encodes 194 amino acids. The transcript has 3 exons.